AUGCGUGACAUUCGUUCAGAACCAUCCGAUCUUUUCACGCCCCCUGCUCGCCUACGACUAGCUCGGCAUACAGAGUCAGAUGUUCUCCUACUCACCCUACACCAUGCUUUGUACGACGUGAGAACCAUUUCCAUUCUUAUUCGUGAUCUGGAGGCUUUGUACCAAGGCAAGACCCUGGGUGUUACUCCGAGCUUCACGUCCUUUGUACUCGGCACACAGCAGAAAUACAACUAUGGGUAUGCAGAUGAUUACUGGAAAGAAGCACUCAGAAUGGGUCAAAGUUCAGUAAUUGGUGCACAAUCUACUAUUGAACAAGCUCCUAUAUGCAUUCAAUCUUCUCGGGCUGUUUUCCCCGAAGACCUCCGCAAGUUGGAAAACCAAUGCCACGAGUGGAACAUUUCCAUGCCCUCUCUUAUCUUACUUGCCGUGGCUCGCAGCUUGGCUCGUAAUAUUGGCAUUUCUCAUCCAACAUUUGGUCUUUUCCAGUAUGGGCGCUCAGAUGAUUACCCAGGAAUCCACGAUAUGGCGGGUCCAACUGUUAAUAUGCUGCCGCUGGUGGUCCACGAUGCCCUGGACUGCCCGACCCGAGAGGCUCUGGUCAACUUGCAGCAAAACCUGGCUCAACGUUCUUUAUAUGAACAAACAGACCUCCAAAGCCUGUGUGAAAAAAUGAAGGAAUUUGGCCAAGACUUAGAAUUCAAUCUUCUUGUCAACAUCCUUUUGGGCAAGCCUGAUAAAGAAGGUGAUUCCAUUUUUGCCCCUCUAUCAAUUGGCUCUGAGAUUGAACUUGACUCUGGAGAGCUCUCGACCGGGAAAACCGCUGUCGAUCCUUUUGACUGGAAAAGUGUCCCUGGUGCGAAUAGCAUCUAUCUGGAGGUCAGUUACAGCGAGGAUCAUGAUGCUUUGUUGUGGAAACUCGAUUCUAUAUCCAAUUCAAUUUCGAAACAGGAGGCAAACAGCUUGUUGAAUGAAUUGAAGCAAGACUUGAAUAGCAUCAUAGAGCAUAAUUGA
Messenger RNA from Penicillium atrosanguineum, 1011 nucleotides. RefSeq lists its product as uncharacterized. NCBI's taxonomy places the organism in Eukaryota, Fungi, Ascomycota, Eurotiomycetes, Eurotiales, Aspergillaceae. Gene Ontology annotation, biological process: amino acid activation for nonribosomal peptide biosynthetic process; secondary metabolite biosynthetic process. Gene Ontology annotation, molecular function: catalytic activity; phosphopantetheine binding. The record is from RefSeq and is a predicted model, not a curated record. The coding region runs from base 1 to 1011 and encodes 336 amino acids. The transcript has a single exon. Gene Ontology annotation, cellular component: cytoplasm.